AGGCAUGCCUUCUUUUUAUGUAGUUUUGAUAACCGACUCUUGCCCAGCAACAGCAUCAUUUGUAUGCUGGCCAUUGAGAAAAUACUUCGAGACAUUUGAUAGCAACACGCCGAGUUGGAUCAGACUCGACAUAUAAACUCUUUGCACGAUGAGCAGCUGGAAGUUUCUUGCAGAUACGUCUGAGGCCGAGACGGUGGAGCUUACGCCUUUCCUGAACGGCCGCAAGUUCUUCGCAGUCGACGAUUCGGGGUCAACUGGGGGCGCCGUUUUGAAACGAGAGCGUGAUUUUGUCUACGCUUUCCACAACAACUAUGCCAAUCCAGCAGAUGUUACUUCUCUCUGGGGCUUCGACUGCGAUAAUCCUACAGACUUGAUCCACACAAUCGAAUGGAAAUCCAACCAUGGCGGCACAACCCCAUCCGAAAUUCUACAGAACCCCACAGCACUUGACGCCAUCAAGAGUUCGGAUGUCUGGUAUCUCUUGACAGAUGGAGAAGUCUACGAUGGAGAAGUGAAUCGACUAGCUGAACAGGCUGAUGAAUUUGGCAUCCUUGGCGUUCCUCUCGUCUUCCUCAUCGUUAGCCAUUGUGGCCUCCCGCCCAGCCAAACAGAUAUCUCAGUAGGAAUAUCGUUCUUUGCUAGCUCCCAGGACACUCUGAUUCUUUUCAAAGAGACAAACACUGGUAAGAUGUACGUUAUCGCUGGUAAGGGUUGUUUUACACCGCUUUCCGCUGGAGUACAGAAUCUGGAUAGUUGGAAAAAUAUGCCUGUCUUCCAGGAUGAGGCCGAACUCUUUGCGCAUUGCAAGCAGCUUGAUAUUCAGGUUACCAAAGCUGAAUCAAGAAAGGAGAAAGCCAAGGGCAUCAGUCUUGGUGCGGAGUGGGAGAAGCGACAGGGCGGUGCUGCGCUGAUCGAUCUGGAACUCCUCCUCAAAGCUGGCUUCCUAUCUGACCAGGACGUGAUGGAUAUUUUGGAAGAUGAGGCAUUCAACACCCUUGCUGUCGCUUGCAAGACACGCCGACAGAUUCCCGAGCUGCGGUCCUUGAUCCUGAGUCAGAAAGUUGAGCAAGCUAGCCCUCAACUGGAAGACGUUUCGGGAGCGGCAACAAUCAUUGCAAGUAUGGGACAAGAAACGAUCACCGAGGAAGAGCGAAGAGCACUUCAAUCACAGUUGAGGGAAGCUCAUGCAGCAAAUCGCAAGCAUUAUCAGGAGACAAUUGCUGAGUUUGCAAGCUCCCCGACAGCGCAGAAAUUGAAGAAGCGCAACCUACUUGUAGACGUAGCACUGAGAAAUCUAGCCUCAGUUGAGGCGGCAACUUUCAGCGCGGAUAUUCUCUCCCGCAAGAGCAACAGAGCUAAGCGUGCGGAAGUCGUAAGCGCGGACGCUGCCAUUGAGAUAACUAAGCUGGAUUUCGAGGCUCCAUCCUACAAAGGCUUCUGCCUUGUUUGCUGUGGUGAUGAAGAGGUCAUGUCUAUCUCCUUCAAGAAAGCAGAUCCAGACAAAGCAGAAGACAACACCACGGACUUUGCUCUGAACUUCCCACUGGCUGCAGGUGCUUCUGCCAAAAAUGUCGGUCUCGUCUCCAGUCAGAACAUCUGCUUCCAGUGUGCGCUGCUUGGACCUUCAGGCAUGUCCAUUUACAAAGAGCCAUUGGCGGCUGUCAUUCCGACUGUGCAGUACAAAGGAGACAAUAAGAAGUAUAUCAACGAUCAGCUAUAUUUAGCCUUAACUGCACGACUUGCAACUGGAGCAGCAGGCAUUGCUCAACUCGUCAUGUCCAUUCUCGAAGAGAUUCUAACAACGAAGCCUUGGGCCGGGGCAGGACUCGAGCAAUCGACGUCUUCUACUGACGAGCAACACGAAGCCGCGCAGAGACGUGAUAUGUUUUCGUGGUUCUUGGAACAGCUCAUUCAGAAUACUCGCACCCGCGAAACCUUCAGCGAAACGGGCAACUGGGUGAAAUAUCCACAAGCGCUGCUAUGGGCCGCCACUGAUUUCGAGAAGAAAGGGCUGGCAAGUUUUGCUGUCACGUACCCUGUGGCGGGAUUCGACAGGCUGCUAUCUCUUGGAAAGAGGACUGGCGCAUUUCCAGACGAUGUGCUGAGCCGUUUAAGAUCAGCCAAGGCCGUUUACUCAGUCGCUGCGAAGUACCUUGCAGAUUUGCAAGUUGCGCUCCAGAACCCAACAGUCGAUACGGACGACUUCAAGGGAAGUUGGAAACAAAAGUACCUUGAGUUCAUGUACAACGACUUCAACGGCCCGUUGGUGCCAAAGUAUCAAGGUUCGAAUACUCUACUCACGGACACGGAGGUGUUCUUUUCUCGAUUCUCUUCGUAUCUUGGUCGCGCAGAUGCUGGACUUACGCAUACCAAGCAAGGAGAGGUUAUGCGUAAAAUACAAGUCAUCCUCUUCUGGCUCAUCUUCAAACAACGCGGCCAUUGCACAGCUCAGACUUUCUUCACCCAGAUCUCCCAGACUGAACAACUCGCCAGCGCGAUCCUCGACCCAAUCCUCUCAGUUCCAGAGGCUGAAUCUCGGGAAAUCCUGCUUUCCAUUUUUGCGACACAGAAAUCGGAGCUUAUCAAUGCCGACGCAGCAGCAAUACACGACACUAUGGUUCCCUUUGAGAAUCCAUUCGGCGCCUCAGUGCUACACUGCGGGGCUGGAGGGUGCAGUCACAAAUUCUGUGACAUCACGGACAUACAGGAAGUAACGCAAGAGAGAAUCGAUGCGACCCGAAAAGCUCGCACAAAGCAUCUCAUAGAGGUCUUUGGCGUCCGCAACCGCUUUGAGAACUCAGGCACAGGUCUGCCAGAGCCCACGCUUGCAGGUAAACCGCCAUCAUCCAUUCACACAAACGCACAUAUCAGCAUCGCUAGUGAAUGGGCUGCGCAGAGUCAGGAGAAGAGACGAGCAAUACUGGCCGAGGGCACUGAGCGUAAAGCCUUUGUCGUGGGUGUUCGUCAACGGCUUUGCGCUCAGGGUCGUGGCGAUGUAUAUCGAGCUGAUAUUGAUCGGGAUACUAGGGAGUUGCUGCCGAGUUUCUUUGCAGUGCUAGCCGUGGCUUUGAGGGUGGAGGGGAAGAACGACAGUGAUAUUUCGAUCUACACGCAUGAUUUUGAGAAGAACAACAACGUCGAGGGUAAGAUGAGGUGGGAGUUGGCUGCUAGGGAUAUCUGAAUAUAUGCAAACUUUGUUGGAGACUUCAACGUAAAUUUUCGAGGCGAUUGGCUUUUGCAAAGUACCGUGAAGACCUCCAGUU
Dothidotthia symphoricarpi CBS 119687 is the source of this 3263-nucleotide messenger RNA. RefSeq lists its product as uncharacterized. The coding region runs from base 149 to 3181 and encodes 1010 amino acids. NCBI's taxonomy places the organism in Eukaryota, Fungi, Ascomycota, Dothideomycetes, Pleosporales, Dothidotthiaceae. The record is from RefSeq and is a predicted model, not a curated record. The transcript is spliced from 2 exons.